AUGCAGCAAUUUCCGGACGCGCACCACUUGAUGAUCACUGGGGGAAGCUUCUGUCAAACACAGAAUGUCUACCGAGGGAGAGAUACCGGUCUACACAUACUCGAGAAAUACAUAGCUGCAGACGCGAUAUUCGACUCGGCGGAACGGUUUCCACCAGCUCAGUGCCACCCGGGCACUCGUAAGAGGAUUAUUGACACUAUUAUGGAAUGGAUCGACGACCCGAGUCCUGAAAAACAGACCCUAUGGCUCCAUGGUCCUGCAGGCGCUGGAAAAUCUGCGAUUGGACACACAAUCGCCACGAUGCUGAAGGACCAACCUAUCAGUCGAAAAUACGGCUCUAGUUUUUUCUUUGCAAAAGGCGCUCCUGGACGUGGCGACGGGAAUAAGUUGUUUGCUACCAUCGCAUACGAGCUCGCGAUGAAUUUUACUGAGUACCGUGAGGCUCUUGACGCUGUUAUGCAGGAGAGCCUCUCAAAAAGGGUACACCGUUGGCCAUCCCAUCACCCGACGAUUAUUAUUGACGGACUGGACGAGUGCGCUGGGGGAAAGUGCAUUCAAAGCGCCAUUCUUUCCACCAUAUCCAAUGCAAUUAUCCAACACAGCAUUCCACUGCGAUUCUUGAUUAUCAGCCGUCCUGAGUACUGGAUCUUCGAUGCGUUUGAGAUUGGGUGUUUGAGUUCUGUUGUCAAAUGUCUUUCCCUCAAUGAUGACCUCGAUGCCUAUGACGGAGUCAAAUCCUAUCUACGCGAUGAAUUUAAUAGGAUCUACGACGAAAACAUUAAAUUGAUGUCUUCCACUCCUCGUCCUUGGCCUGAGGAACACAUUAUUGACCGCUUUGUCCGAUCCGCUUCAGGACAGUUCAUUUACGCCUCUACCGUCUUAAAUUUUGUUGGAGAUUCCCCCCAUUGCAAUCCCCUGGAUCAACUUCAUAUAUUGGACAUGGCGGGACCUCAUGAAGCCUCUGCAUUCACCCAGUUGGAUAGCUUAUAUGCUGCCAUUUUGUCUUCGUAUCCACGCUGGGACUCGUUGAAACGGGUUCUUACCACUAUUCUACUGAAAUGCACCAUGUCAGACGCUGUCAUGCAGCACGUUUUCGACAUCCCCCCAGCAGAACUACAUCAAAUUUUGAGAUCGAUGCAAUCCAUAAUUUACAGAAAGGAAUAUAUCUGUCCACCAAUUUUCCAAAAAUUGGAACCCAUCUUCGGUUCACCAGUUCACGAAGGAUCUGGCUAUCAUUUCAUCACCUCUCCUUUAGGGAAUUCAUAA
This is a messenger RNA of Psilocybe cubensis, 1266 nucleotides long. RefSeq lists its product as uncharacterized. NCBI's taxonomy places the organism in Eukaryota, Fungi, Basidiomycota, Agaricomycetes, Agaricales, Agrocybaceae. The transcript has 3 exons. The record is from RefSeq and is a predicted model, not a curated record. Bases 1 to 1266 code for a protein of 421 amino acids.